Messenger RNA from Tachysurus vachellii, 1242 nucleotides. Its product is annotated as protein kinase C epsilon type-like. The coding region runs from base 1 to 1242 and encodes 413 amino acids. Gene Ontology annotation, biological process: protein phosphorylation. The transcript is spliced from 3 exons. The record is from RefSeq and is a predicted model, not a curated record. Gene Ontology annotation, molecular function: ATP binding; protein serine/threonine kinase activity. Lineage: Eukaryota; Metazoa; Chordata; Actinopteri; Siluriformes; Bagridae.
AUGGCUAACACAGAUGCAGAACCUCAUCCUCUGGAUCAAGCAAAAAAGAGGUCAUCACUGAACUGCAGUUCAGAGGAGAGCCGAGAGGAUAAGAAGCUGCAGCGUGAGAGAAAGAGUCUGGAGGACUUCGACCUCCUCUGUGUACUUGGAAGGGGUACAUACGGGAAGGUGAUUUUGUCUGAGCUCAAAGGCACCGAUGAGGUGUAUGCGCUGAAGAUCAUAAAGAAGGAAACGAUUAAGAAAUUUAAUAUGAUCAGGUACACCCUUCUGGAGAGGCGCAUCUUGAUUCUGGCCAGUGAACACCCCUACCUGACCCACCUGUUCUGGAGCUUCCAGACCAACGAUUCAUUGUGCUUUGCUAUGGAAUAUUUGAAUGGAGGAGAUCUUGCAUUCCACCUGAUGUUGCGAAAUGGAUUUGAUGAACGUCGCACCCGAUUUUAUGCUGCUGAGAUCGCCUGUGCCCUCAUGUUCCUCCACCGAAACGGGAUUAUUCACAGAGAUCUCAAGCCCGAAAACAUCCUCUUAGAUGCUGAUGGCCACUGCAAGAUUGCAGACUUUGGCAUAUGCAUGGAUGGCAUAGUGGAUGGAAACAUGGCCAAAACGUUUUGUGGCACACCCAACUACAAGUCACCAGAGAUGAUCCAGGAUUUGGAAUACGGCACGUCGGUGGAUUGGUGGGCCCUGGGUGUGAUCAUGUACGAAAUGAUGACGGGCUGCGAACCGUUUCAUGAUGACAACCGGGAGAAGAUGUACAAGUCCAUCCUCUUUGCUGAACCAUAUUACCCAUCAUUCCUCAGCAUAAAGGUGGUCAGCAUCAUAAAAGCCUUCCUGGAGAAGAACCCAGAGAAUCGCCUCGGCUGUGUGAAGUCGCAAGGCAAAGAGAACGCCAUCAAAGUUCACCCUUUCUUCAAAAAUAUCAACUGGGUCCUGCUGGAACAGAGGAAAAUCCCACCCCCUUUUCAGCCACAGAUUAUGUCAAAGAGAGACAUCUGUAAUUUUGAAAAAGAAUUCACCUCUGAGGAUCCCAAGCUUUCUCAUGGGGAACUUCCCAUCUUCAACCAGUCCAGCCAAGAGGAGUUUAAAGGCUUCUCUUUCAUUAACACCAAAUGCAAGUCUGGGGUGGCUCAGGUGACUGUAGUCCUUCCCAGAAGAGUGAAGGUUAUUGCACAGAGGAAACUUGAUGUGUUCAAGGAAGACCUGCAGGGAGACUGUGCACACUUCCCAGUGCUGGAACAGGUUUAG